AUGCCGAAGCGCCGGGUCACACAGGCGCAGUUGAACCAAGUCAACAAGGCAUUCCGAACUUCCUCCAAAAUUGUCGAAGGAAGAUGGAAAUACUGGCCCAAAAUUUCUGUUGAAACAACUGGGUACGAAAGUGGACCCUUCCAGUAUUUGCAUGACAUCUUCAAAGACAUCGUCGACGAAUGCCGCAAGGUUAUCGAAGGAGCCCCCAUAGUCGAUUUCUUCAUCAACACCGGAUUGUCUGCAAAUCUUACACGCUCGGUUACUGGUUCUCGACCGGAUGGCUACCUACUGAGAGUACCACUGGCAUCCAAGCCUGUUAAAGAUCAUCCGUCAUCCCCUGCGUCUGCCGAGCGCAAGGAUCUGCGGGAAGACAUAGCCGUCUCAAUUGAGUACAUGGAGAAUCAUGAUAGACACUCCCGCACAUGUAACGAGGACAAGAUUAUUUGGAGUAUGCAUCAUGUGAUGCGGCGCGACCCGUGCCGUCGUUUCACUUUCAGUAUCACUAUCGAGAACACACAUAUGAGGGUUUGGCACAGCAAUCGCAGCAUCAUCACUGUGGCCAAAGAUUUUGAUUUUUUCGGAGAUCACGAUGCAUUGAUCAAGGUCGUAACAUCCUUUGCCUUCGCAAAAGAGGCCCAUAUGGGUUGGGACCCAACUCUUCGACGACGAACACACGGGGGACAGUAUGUUUUCGACAUCGACGUUCAUGCACCCGAAGGCACGGUCGAGACGUUUACCGCCGACAAGAUCAUUUACAGCUUUGAAGCUAACACGCGGGUUUUCCGAGCGAAGGCCAGUGACGGCAAGACUGUCGUUAUCAAGGAUGUCUGGCGAGACCAAAAUGGCGUGUGA
Molecule: messenger RNA, 852 nt
Organism: Heterobasidion irregulare TC 32-1
Lineage: Eukaryota; Fungi; Basidiomycota; Agaricomycetes; Russulales; Bondarzewiaceae
Exons: 3
Coding region: 1-852 (283 amino acids)
Source: RefSeq, a predicted model, not a curated record